Messenger RNA from Racocetra fulgida, 243 nucleotides. Lineage: Eukaryota; Fungi; Glomeromycota; Glomeromycetes; Diversisporales; Gigasporaceae. The record is from the annotation of a GenBank genome assembly.
AAACAAAUGUUGAUCCAUUAUCAGCUACAAAUAUUAGCAUAUCAGAACAAGAACUUUUGAGAAAAUUCCGCACGAAAAUAAAUAAGUUUCAGUGUAUUCUUUGUCCUGUAUGUAAUGAGCGCUUCCUAUCUAUAGUGCUUGUUAAUAAUAUGUGCCGUCAGUGUAAUGCUAAAAUAACUUUGCUAAAAAAGUUUUCUGCUGAAAAUAAUAUGGAUCCAGGCAAAAUACCUUAUGAGCUUAAAG